Messenger RNA from Vicugna pacos (alpaca), 819 nucleotides. It is a transcript of the gene SNRNP35, whose product is annotated as small nuclear ribonucleoprotein U11/U12 subunit 35. Gene Ontology annotation, molecular function: mRNA binding; snRNA binding. Gene Ontology annotation, cellular component: precatalytic spliceosome; U12-type spliceosomal complex. NCBI's taxonomy places the organism in Eukaryota, Metazoa, Chordata, Mammalia, Artiodactyla, Camelidae. The record is from RefSeq and is a predicted model, not a curated record. Gene Ontology annotation, biological process: mRNA splicing, via spliceosome.
AAAACGGAAAGAGGGCCGUGACGAAUCUGCUGCUUCCAAUGUAAAGGUCCGGCCAGGUAGGCAGGAAGAGUCUUCCGUCGCUUGGAGCUCGGCACCAGUCCCCGUGAGAAAGGAGGUCCGAGCCUUGCUGAGAACAUGAAUGACUGGGUGCCCAUCGCCAAGGAGUAUGACCCGCUUAAAGCUGGCAGCAUCGAUGGCACCGACGAAGACCCACACGACCGCGCGGUCUGGAGGGCCAUGCUGGCACGCUACGCCCCCAACAGAGGCGUCACCGGAGACCCCCUCCUCACCCUGUUUGUGGCCAGACUGAACCUGCAGACCAAAGAGGAGAAGUUAAAGGAAGUGUUUUCCCGCUAUGGGGACAUCCGGCGGCUUCGGCUGGUGAGGGACUUGGUCACGGGCUUUUCAAAGGGCUACGCCUUCAUUGAAUACAAAGAGGAGCGUUCUCUGCUCAAAGCUUACCGGGACGCGGACGGCCUGGUCAUCGACCAGCACGAGAUAUUUGUGGACUACGAACUGGAAAGAACUCUCAAAGGGUGGAUUCCUCGGCGACUUGGAGGAGGCCUGGGGGGAAAAAAGGAAUCUGGGCAACUGAGAUUUGGGGGGCGGGAUCGGCCUUUCCGAAAACCCAUUAAUUUGCCCGUUGUGAAGAACGACCAGUACAGAGAGGGAAAGAGGGAGAGGAGGGAGCGCUCCCGAUCCCGGGAAAGACACUGGGACUCCAGGAUGAGGGAUCGAGACCAUGACCGGGGCCGGGAGAAGAGAUGGCAGGAAAGAGAACCAAGCAGGGUGUGGCCUGAAGGUGACUGGGAGAGAGAG